Messenger RNA from Penicillium alfredii, 3150 nucleotides. Its product is annotated as WD40 repeat domain-containing protein. Gene Ontology annotation, molecular function: protein binding. Bases 1 to 3150 code for a protein of 1049 amino acids. The record is from RefSeq and is a predicted model, not a curated record. Gene Ontology annotation, biological process: regulation of mitotic cell cycle; mitotic spindle organization. NCBI's taxonomy places the organism in Eukaryota, Fungi, Ascomycota, Eurotiomycetes, Eurotiales, Aspergillaceae. Gene Ontology annotation, cellular component: mitotic spindle. The transcript is spliced from 5 exons.
AUGGCCACCCACACCCCCAUCACUGCCAAAACAAAGCUGGCUGGGCCCGGCGCCUCCUUGAAAAUCACCCCCUCCAAUUCCCCCGUGCUGCGACCCGGAACGCGAUCUCCCAGCAAAUCAUCGCCGCAUCAGUCCUUGCUGUCCCUCCAAACCGUCAUCGGCACGACCACUACAACCCCCAAUGGCUUCUCUAGCCACGAUCAGAGCAAAAGCUUUGCGCUGUGCGCCGGGUCGGCAGCGGUGCUCGCGGAGCUUGAUGACGACGCCAACAUCAAUCAGCGGUUCUUCCGCGCCCGUCCUUCCGCGACGAGUGUGAACCCGACCACUUCUUUCUACAACACGUCGUCUACUCCCCCCACCACGCCAGACGCCAGAUCGCGAUCUCUAUCCCACAUUCGGUCCAAUCCCCAUCUGAAUGCCCACAAUGCGUCUCCGUCCAGUGAGGUCGGCGAUAGUGGGAGCCCUCGGGCGUGGUCUUCACGGGAACGAGUAAAAGCAGUUACGAGUGUGUCCAUCAGUCCGAAUGGUCGAUUCCUUGCGGUAGGAGAGACGGGCUACAACCCUCGUGUUUUGAUCUUUUCAACGGCACGCGAUGCCUUGCAAGAUGUUCCUCUGUCAAUUCUGAGUGAACACACAUUUGGUGUUCGAAGCUUGGCCUUCAGCCCCGACUCGCAGUACUUGGCAACCCUCGGCAAUCCCAACGACGGUUUCCUUUUCAUCUGGGCCAUCAACCUCAAAAACGGGUCGGCUCGGUUGCACUCGGUGAACAAAUGUACAUCGUUCGUUCGCGAUAUGUGCUGGGUUGGCCAGAGCUUGAUCACCACCGGUGUGCGGCAUGUCAAAGUCUGGAGGCUCCCGGUCGUUCGGCCUAUGUCUCCGACAAAAUCUCGUUUGAAUGUGGACGGAAGUGCCCCAUCUCCAAACCCAGCGCCAAAGGCCCUGACGGGAAGAAAUUGCGUGCUAGGCCCUUUGAGUGACCAUACAUUCACCUGCGUGCGCAGUAUUUCGGACCAGGAGGCCGUGGUUGGCACCGACUCGGGUGCCGUGUGUUUUCUUGAUGACCGGGAGGGAACUCAGAAGUUGUUGCUCGUCAAACAAAUGGGUUUCGGCGUUACCUCCUUGACCAUCGAUUUCGAUCAGGAGUCUAUAUGGCUAGCCUUACGAUCCAAUACUGCGCCUGUACCGUCAUCGCCUCUGCGCCCAGAAAAGGGCGCGACAGACAAGCGGAGCAAGGCCCCUGCAAUUACCUGCAUGGGCUCUCUUUCCUCCCAUUUGGUCACUGUUGAAUCCACCCGUGAGGCUCAUCUCUAUCCCAUGAACAUGUUGGCCGACGACGGCGAGCAGGAUUCUAGCGAAACCUCGAUGCUGGCUCAUAGCGACCCAAUUCUCGGCAUUCGCCCUUUGAAAGUACCCAAUGAGUUUUCUGCUCGUUUCUUUACGUGGUCUCGCAGUGGCUCGGUGAAUUUCUGGGAUGGCCAGGGGAAAUGCCAGGAUUCCAAGACGAUCCAGCUCGAGCAACUCUCGGGACAUGAAGACGAUGUCGGGAACGAAUUAAAGGUUCUGCGAGCAACGGAAAAUGUAGAAUGGCUUGUCUCUGGUGAUAAAUUCGGGGUCUUGAGGAUUUUCUCAAGCAAGGAUUGGAGUUGUAUCAGUCAAGCUCGUGCCCAUGGAGGUGAAAUCAUGGAUAUCGCGCUUCAGCCGACUGCCGAGUCUUGUCUCGUGGCCAGCUCUGGCCGCGACCGAAUGGUGCAGCUUUUCCAGAAGUGCGACACAACCUUGCAGCUAAUCCAAACCAUGGAUGAGCAUGUUGGCGCGGUAGGCCAGCUGUUAUUCGUGAAUGAAGGCAAGAAAUUGCUUUCGUGCUCUGCAGACCGGACCGUUCUCAUAAGAGACCGCGCGACACGCGAAGUCGAUGGUGGCACAUCCGUUGCCUACCUCAUCUCCAGGGUCAUCACCCUGAAGGCAUCUCCGGUCUCAAUGACAUUUUGCUCCGAUGAUACGAGCUUAUUGUACCUGUCCACCAUGGACCGUUGUCUUUCCAAAUUUGAUAUCCCAUCAGGGCGCCAGCUCCACUCUUUCCGGGCAUCUGACUCGGAAGCAACCGAUGCAGUGAUCAUGGGCUCUUUGACGGUAGCCUCCGAGAUUCCGGGCCAGAGCCCAAAACUCUUGAUCGGAGUCUCUAGCACCGAUAAAUCUAUUCGGGUGUAUGAUCUCGAACGAGAUCAGCUUCUGACCGGUGAAUUCGGGCAUACAGAAGGCGUGAGCGACGUGCUGCUUUUGGAGGACCGCGACAACCCUGAGAAGUCGCUUACCAAGCGAAGCCUCAUCAGCACUGGCAUGGAUGGCAUUCUCAUGAUAUGGAAUCUGUCGAUCCAGCCGCAGCCAACGCCAGACCCUGCUCAAACCGCACCGGACGAAGAAGGUCCCAUCAAAGAAAUGACUGCAGCUCAGCCUCCCCUGCGCAAGGUUCUCUCUCGCAGCGAGCUGGCCGGCUUCCAGCGGCCAGAUAGCCCCUUUGGAACACCCACUCCUGCGCGCGAGCAUUCUCCGACUCUGGUGAAGAAAAUGUCCAAACUGUCGUUGGUACCCUCUUCACUCAAGCACCAUUCGGUUUGCGAAACCCCAUCGCCUCCCAACCGCCGUUCGCCCACAUCCUGCACUCCGACAGACCAAACUCGCCAGUCACCCUCGCCUGUGAGCCCGAAGACCAAAACUUCGGCCUCAAAAAACCCCCCUAGCGCAAAGAGCAACAACCGACGUACCUCCUUGGACUUCCGCACUCGCUCGAAAACAUCCGCGCGCAGCGAAUUCGGGAGUCUGGACAUGUCCACGGAGCAGGUGUGCCGCACCCUCCGCGCCUACAGGAAAAAGCUCAACGGGUCAACGCAACAGAUCCAAGCGCAGAAAGAGCUUGAACGCGAGCUGAGUCUGACGCUGCGUGUCGUGGGUGCCCGCGCGCAAAGCAGCGAUGAGAGUGCCGAAACCGAAACCGAUAGCAGCAAGGAUCUUGACCGCAAGCCGAGCUGCUCAUCUAUCUCUUCCAAAUCGCCCCAUCUCCCGCGCCAUAUGCCCUCCACUCCGUUGUUGCGCCAUAAAAACCUGCGGCAGGUUUCACGGAGUCGCUCUUAUGAUGCAAAUGGCGAUGAGUGA